Athene cunicularia (burrowing owl) is the source of this 3781-nucleotide messenger RNA. RefSeq names its product family with sequence similarity 118 member B (gene SIRAL1). The transcript has 8 exons. Bases 1343 to 2638 code for a protein of 431 amino acids. NCBI's taxonomy places the organism in Eukaryota, Metazoa, Chordata, Aves, Strigiformes, Strigidae. The record is from RefSeq and is a predicted model, not a curated record.
CAUCCCUGAAGGUGUGACACACGCACACACACACCCCCUCCCCAGCAGCAUGUCCGGCCCGGUUUGCUUUCCAGAAACGCUCUCAGAAAGCCAACCUUGCAUGCAGAAAUACCUGACUGAGGGCCCUCCCGCAGCCUUGUCUGCUGGGUCUUAAAUCAGGUAGACAGCCUGUGUCUGAAUGCAUUGGCCUGGCUCCCGUGUGAGCUUGUUGGGAUACACACCUCUUCCAGGCUUUGCUGUGUCACUCCCUUUCCUUUCUUAUGAAGUUAGUGGGAGUCCAAAGCACGUGGAGAAUCACAGCAUUAAAUAAAAACCUCUGCUGUAUUUUAACUUGUGUCUGAGCAGGCUGAAUCUUGCGUUUCUAACGGCGGCGCAAACGGAAGCAGGGUGUGUUUUCCUGGCACUGCCAGUCCCCGCUAUUCCUGAAUCCUGUUCCUUUCUAGGAUGGUUUUGACAAGCUGUGCGGGCCUGCUCCAAUUUUGACUCCCACGUGGAGGGACAGAGCUUGGGAAUUGGCCAGGGAUGACUCAUUAAUAUCCUUUCAGAUUCUUCAAUCUGAAACAUGGCAGGUUUUAAACUAUAACAUGACGUUUUGUCUUAUCCCAACAUCUUAAAGCCACUUAAUUUUUAAAAGGAGAUCUGAAUUACGCCCUCACUGGUGGUAGUUCUUCCAACCACUCAAAGAAGCUAAAAAUAAUUGAUGAGCAAUAAAUUUGUGCUUGCUUCUUUAUAUAAUUUGAGGGGGCUGUGCCAGAGGAGCCCCUCUUCCAGCACUGAGCUGGACGCAUGUGGUUUUUACUUUGCUUAAAUUUUGCGUUCAGGUCUAGUAUGCAGGUGUGGUUUUACUUGUGCAUUAGCUGCUGAGCUGGGAGACAGUGAGAGAGCGUCCGCAGUGACUUCCCCAUCUCCUUUGGGGAUGAGUCGGUGGAGAAAACAUCUCAUUAAUUUUCCACGGUGGUUCUGCAGGUCGGGGUCUGACGUUGACUGAGCGGUGUAGUCGUGUUUCGCAGCGUUACGGCAAGGUUUUUGUAAAUACACUCUCUGUGUGAGCGUCAGCAUUGCUUUAAUAUAUGCAUUGUUUAGGUGCUUGGUUUUAGCGGGGAUAUAUCUUUGUAUUUUGGGUGUUUUUGCAGCUGGAUGUGUCUUCUUUAUAUUACAUAUGGAGUUGUCAUGAUUAGGUUUAUUCAGCGUUGGCAACUUGAGCAUCGUUUAAAGGCAAUAGUCCCUUGUUGAAAUCUCUGCCUCAAAGGCUUUAGGAUAAAUUAAGUGAUUUCUUCAGUGUGGAGGAGAAAGGAGAACGCCACAAAUCUAUGCAGGAAGCAUAGUGCCAAUAAUAAAGGUGAUGAGAGACCACACUGUGACAGAACAGGGCAGCCAAGCCAGAAACCUGCGGAGCUUGAUGUUUACUCUCUCUCCAACUCCUUAUAGUCUAAAUAGCUGGAAAGUUCCAAGUAUCUCGAGGAGGAAGAUGGGAGAGACAUUUAUUAUCUUAAACUGGAUGGCUUCUACCGUGAGCCUGGGUAAAGAAACAUUGUUGGAAGAUGGAAUACCACCUGCAAAAAAGCCCAGGCAGAAGAUACCUCCCUUGUCCUCCAUCUGCAUGUUCCACAGCCUGAGACAUCCUUCCAUCUAUGACGGUACCAGCUGUGCUACUUUCUGCUCUUGCAGGAAGCUGUUGCCAAGCCUCAAAACCAAGAAGCCUCAGGAACUUGUUCUGGUGAUUGGGACAGGAAUCAGCGCAGCAGUUGCUCCCCAGGUCCCAGCGCUGAAGUCAUGGAAAGGGUUAAUCCAGGCCCUCCUGGAUGCUGCUAUUGACUUUGAUCUCCUGGAAGAUGAAGAGAGCAAACGGUUUCAAAAGUGUCUCCAUGAAGACAAGAACUUGGUUCACCUUGCCCAUGACCUUAUCCAGAAGCUGUCUCCGCGCACAAGCAACGUUCGCUCAACGUUUUUCAAAGACUGUUUAUACGAGGUGUUUGAUGACUUGGAAUCUAAAAUGGAAGAUUCUGGGAAGCAGCUGCUUCAGUCUGUGCUUCACUUAAUGGAAAAUGGGGCGCUUGUGUUAACCACAAACUUUGAUAACCUGCUGGAACUGUAUGCAGCACACCAGGGGAAGCAUCUGGAGUCUCUUGACCUGACUGAUGAAAAGAAGGUGCUGGAGUGGGCACAAGAGAAGAGGAAGCUUAGUGUCCUGCAUAUCCACGGCGUUUACACCAACCCCAGCGGCAUAGUGCUCCACCCGGCCGGGUACCAGAAUGUGCUGCGCAACACGGAGGUCAUGCGAGAGAUUCAGAAGCUGUAUGAAAAUAAGUCAUUCCUGUUCUUGGGCUGUGGUUGGACUGUUGAUGACACCACGUUUCAGGCCCUGUUUUUAGAGGCUGUGAAGCACAAGUCAGACCUGGAGCACUUCAUGCUCGUACGGAGGGGAGACGUGGACGAGUUCAAGAAGCUCCGUGAGAACAUGCUGGACAAAGGGAUUAAAGUGAUUUCCUACGGAGAUGAAUACACAGACUUGCCCGAGUACUUUGAGAGGCUGACAAGCGAGAUUGCCACGCGGGGCCGAGCAGGUGUGCCUAAGGAGGGACAACACUUCAAUGGCUCCGCUGCUGCCCGCCCCGAGAUAAAAGGAUGCAGCACUUGAGCAUCAGCCUGAGCCCAGAACCUGUGCCACAGCGUGGGACUCCCUAGGACAGGCCUAGGCCUGAGCUGGCAGCUCUCAGGGAGGCCUGCGUGGUUUAAGGCCAGCCUAAGGGAGGAGGGAAGCCCACUGGUGUCGAGCUGCUGCCCACAUGCAUGGAGCCGAGACGCUUUGGGCAGGAAACAGGCCGGGGCAGAGCCUGAUGCCUGGGUUAACAUAGUAAUUGUCUUUCUAUCAAGGUUGCGCACGCCUGGGGAGUGUGGGCUCCCCGAGGGAGCUGCAGCCUCCUCUAAUUUCAUACUUAGUGCUUUUGUAUUCUGUACUUCCAAUUAAAAACAUGAAACUUGAGCUUUUUUUUUUACUUGAAGCUCUAGUUUUUUAGUCCUGUCUUUAUACUGUACAGUAUUUUGUAUGUUGAAGCUCAUAUUAAAGGCCUGUUCACUCAACUUUUGGCUGGUGUGUGACUUACAUGCCCUCUCAAAAGGACUUUGUCUCCCCAGCUUGAGAAGGAAAUAUGUCCUGGCUGAAGGCAAGUUAUUUAUACACGGAGAACAAAUUAUGAAGUUUAUUUUAUAUAAAUUAUGUCUCUUAGCAGACAGCAUUCAAUUUAUUGCACUAUAGCACAUCUGCGAUACAGAGCUACAAGACAUCAUAAGAGAGUUUUGUAUUAUUCAGUGUAGCACUUCAGACCGGGAUCAAGAGGCACUCAAAGGGGGGAAGAAAGGGUGCAGGAAAGCAGCAAGCAGCCACCAUUAUCUUCCAGUAUUUUUUUUUCCUUUUUACUAACAAAUAAUGCUGCGGCCAGCGGGCAGGAGAGGUAGGGGGACGCUGCCUUCCUUCUCCGGCCACGAUGAGCGCUACCUGGCUGACGCAGGUCUCCCACCUCCUGCCCCAAAACAGGGGUCCAGGUACCCUGCUCCAGAGUCCUUGGUGACAACAGAAACAGGGACCUUUAAGGCAAUUUAGCAUCUUCCCUCCAGCCCAGUGCAGGCCGUCACCAUUUUUGGUUUAUCAGCUUGGGUAGAGCUGCCAAUAGCAGCGAUGUUAACAGCCAGAUUUUCUACUGCAGCACCGAUACUGCUCACGCCUGGCAAGUCACCCCUGCAUCCUCCCUAAGCUGGUCUAAAAAUCAAAAGCAGCUCAAAA